Lycium ferocissimum is the source of this 991-nucleotide messenger RNA. RefSeq lists its product as uncharacterized. NCBI's taxonomy places the organism in Eukaryota, Viridiplantae, Streptophyta, Magnoliopsida, Solanales, Solanaceae. The transcript is spliced from 4 exons. The record is from RefSeq and is a predicted model, not a curated record. The coding region runs from base 226 to 681 and encodes 151 amino acids.
ACUACCAAACUUAUUUGAAACCUAUAUAGAUGGAUAUAUAGCUCCCUAUAUAUGCAAUGCCCCACUCACCCAACCAACAAAGUAAACUCCAUCUCUUUGAGUACUUGUAGCUGACAAGAGUGGAAAACUAGAAUUAAGAAAAAGAAAUUUCCUGAAAUAUUCCACACCCAUCCAUUUCCUUUGUCCAUUUUCCCCAUCUUUCAUUAGCUGGUCCAAAUUAAACACAUGAUGGAAAUGGAGUUUAAAAGAAGUACUGGAGUGCAGAUUCCAGUAUUUGGAGAAUGGGACAAGGCAAAUGAGCUGCCAAUCACCCAGUAUUUUGAGUCUGCCAGACAAGCCGGAUUGAUUCGCCAUUCAGUUGAAGAUGAUCUUUAUGUUGUUCAUUACCAGAAACCUCACUUCUAUGCUAUCCCUAAUCCUCCUCACACAAAGACAAAGGGAGAUAUUAAUAAGAAGAAGAGGUGUCCAGAGCAGAAAUGGACAGGUAAAGUAGAGAAAGCAAGGAAUGAAAGUGGGCCUCAAAGGCAGUACACAACAAUGAAGUCGGCCCAACGGCCCACAAAUGCUAAACCUGUGGAUGAAUAUCUUUACAAAAUUCCUCCUCAUCUCCUUCCUGGCUAUAAGAAAAAGAGAAUGUUUGGAUUCUUCUCAAGAUGCCUUGCUCCACCUUGCAAGGCAUAGCUACAAUCGGCCAAGGCUAUGGAGAUUUUGACAAAAAACAGCAACAACAUAACAACUUCAAUCUUAGGCGCAGAGAUUGAGAAAAUGGCUAUAAUAGAGUUUCUCUUAUUCGUAUUAAGAGCUAAUCUAGGAGGAAUGUUUCUAUGUUGUGCACCAGUCUUUGUAUUUCAUGCUCUUUUUUACUUUUUAGUUUUUUUUCAGUGUGAGCUUUGACUCCAAAUAUGCAGCAAAGCAUAGAGCUAAUGAAAUCUUUUUUAGCAAUAGGUAUAUGAAUGAUUUCUACAUCAAAUGAUAUUACUGCUUGUUUUAA